This is a messenger RNA of Cercospora beticola, 1878 nucleotides long. RefSeq lists its product as uncharacterized. Gene Ontology annotation, cellular component: nucleus; cytoplasm. Gene Ontology annotation, biological process: protein autophosphorylation; peptidyl-serine phosphorylation; intracellular signal transduction. Gene Ontology annotation, molecular function: calcium-dependent protein serine/threonine kinase activity; calmodulin binding; calcium/calmodulin-dependent protein kinase activity. NCBI's taxonomy places the organism in Eukaryota, Fungi, Ascomycota, Dothideomycetes, Mycosphaerellales, Mycosphaerellaceae. The record is from RefSeq and is a predicted model, not a curated record.
AUGGCAGAGCUUGAAGACUGUCGGCCAGAGAUCGGCCAUUUGCUGUUUCGAGACUCAGGUCAGCCCGGUGUGGGCAGCAGCUGUCCUAUCUUCGCCAACGAACUAUUCCACGUCGGGCGUGAAUUGGUACAGCGAGCUCUAGGCGUCGAAGACCGUUGCAUAUCAAAGCAUCACUUGAAAAUUCACUGUGUCAAGUAUGAGGAUGAUGAUGAAAAGGUGGCUCCGAUGGUCUGGGCACGCGUCCUGUCAAACAAUGCCGUCAUCUUCCGCCGCAAUGGCUUGGACGAUGACGAUGGCGGCAUUCCCGUGUCCAGAGAACAUGGAGCAUUCCUUCUCAAUGGAGGCGAUUCCAUACAGCUGACCAGCAACAUCUGGUUCGAUUUUGAGCUCCCGGACGAUGGCCGUAGAUCCGAUCCCCCGCAGCUUGACUCAAGCCAGUGUGCAGAAAUUCCCAUCUUCGCUCACCGAUAUCGUCUGACGACACGCGUUUUGGGCUUUGGCGGAUACGCCGCAGUCUACGUUGCCAAUGAUGAGAGGACUGGCAAGCAAGUCGCUUGUAAAAUUGUCAAGCAGCCAGACAAUCUCGAUGAGGACCAUGAGCUGCGACGAACAUGUAAGGGGACCAAUGAGUCCGUUGCUCGAGAAUUUAACAUUCUCAAAGCACUUUCGCAUCCAAACAUCAUGACACUCGAAGCCGUAUUUUCAACUCCAUACAACGUCUACAUCUUUCAGGAUUUGAUCACUGGUGGAGACCUGAUGUCGAAUGUUCAGAGGACGGGCAGGCUUUCCGAGGUGCAGGCUGCAAUCAUUCUCCGACAAUUGCUGGAGGCGGUGAAGUAUCUUCAUGCAAACGGGAUCGUGCAUCGGGAUAUCAAGCCAGAGAACAUCUUGAUGACAUGCUGGAAGGAUGGUGGAAGAAUCGUGCUCACGGACUUUGGCCAAGCAAGGCCUAUUGUCGAUGACCAGAACGCAGGCAAGCAGGCCCGCAUGUUCCGCAUGCAAACACUUGUUGGCACUAUAGGCUACUGCGCGCCAGAAAUCGUGCGCCUUCGCAGACAAGCCUUGAAAGAUCGCGGCGAUUACUCGAAAGCCGUCGAUAUCUGGUCAGUUGGCUGCGUCGCUUGUGCAAUGCUCGGAACCGAUGUGCUCUUCCCAAAUGAUGGCCACGAUACCAUCUCGGACCUGACCAAGGAAGAGUAUGAAGAUCGCAUGUACACCUUCGAGUUCGGCGAGGACUGGGCGCACCUCGGUCGUCGAGCCAAAGACUUCAUCAAAGGUUGCCUCAAUUGGGACGAGGAGCACAGGCUCACCGCCAAGGAAGCUCUUGCCCACGAGUGGUUUACCCAUCGACACUAUCGCGCCGAAAUGGAUGCUGCUUACAAGCGAGCCAUAGCUGACUGGCAGCCCAAGAAGUACAACGAUGAAGAUCUGGUCCAGGAGAUCGACACCACUAUACACGUCGAGCGAGCUGCUGCCAAGCAAAGAGAAGAAGUGCGCUCUAAGCACUUUCCUCCACUCACUUCUACAACUACGCUUGCGCAUCAGCAGCACUCCAACCCCAGUCAGCAAGCUUCGCAGCUCGCCCGUUUCAGACCCAUCGAACAGCUCAAUGCCAGUCCACUCGUUCCGGCCUCCUCCUCACCCGCCCACACCCAUCGGGAAGAACCGGUAGACGACUCGGUACCAUACCCUCCUGGCUUUGAGUACAACGACGGCCACGACGAAUUUGACGACGGCAGCUUCCAAGAAUGGACUGCGGCGGACUACGACGGCCUCGAGAUGCAUCCUGCGAAGAAAGGUGUGCCGCGCGCUCAAGCAGACAUUGGCUCGUUUCCUAUGCCUCCACCAUUCAUGUCACGCACACUCAUGACUCGCUGA